ACUCAUAAGCGAUUGUUCGGGUAUGAGUUCGCGUCUUUUUCUACAUUUUUUCAUGCUUGAUCCACCUCCCACAAUUCUUCACUCAUCAUUAUUGAACGUGAACGUUAACGAUUUGGUGAAAAGUUUGGGAUUUUGACACUUGACAUUCGACGAAAUUAUUUCUUACACGCAGGUGUAUUCUUUUUAUUACUGUACAAUAGAACGUGAGUAGGAUAUUCUUCUCGAUCUUCCCAUGAUCCCAUACUUGAACGCCCAGACAGGUGUAUUAACAAAAUUUGACCAAAUCUACUAAGCGCUUAGAACGCUAACGAAUUGACAAAAGGUGUUCAACUAUGGAUGCUUUUGGUGACAAAUUUUUCAAGGACGAACCUGAGAUUGAUCCAGCAGCGGAGUUUUUGGCCCGCGAACAGGAUCAGCUCGCUGGCCUCGAGGAUGAAAUUCCACCCGUCACUUUAUCCACCUCCGCUGCAGCACCCCCUGCUGAAGAUGACUUCUCGACUAACUUUGGAGAGUUGAAGGGUGGUCCUGGCGGAGAUGCGGACGGCAGUUUUGUUAUGAUCAACGCUGUUGAACAGCCUGCAGAGGCACCAGCUCCAGAAGUACAAGAACCACCCGCUGUUAUUCCUCCAGUGUAUGAAGAGCCUGAGAAAAUUCGAAAAUGGAGAGAAGAACAGAAAAAGAGACUGGAAGAGAAAGAUUUGGAAGAAGAGAACAAAAAAGAAGAAUGGCGGGAAGCGGCAAAAAAAGAACUCGAAGAGUGGUACAUGCAUCAUUCCGAAGCUAUCAGUAAGACUAAAGCUACAAAUAGGGAAUCUGCCAAAAAUGCGGAGAAACAGUUCGUCGCGGAAGCGGAUGAAGUGGAACCUGGAACGGAGUGGGAACGUAUUGCUAAAUUAUGUGAUUUCAAUCCAAAAUCAUCUCGCACAUCCAAGGAUGUAUCUCGUAUGCGGUCAAUUAUUUUACAACUAAAGCAAACUCCACCGGCGCCUGUCAAUGCCUAAGUACCUAAUGUUGUACUAUACACGUUCCAUUAUAAUCUUGUUGAUAAUAUUGAUAAUUAUGAACACUACAUAAAUUCUCAAAGAAAUCACAAUUAAUAUAAUAUAAAGUCAACAUGAAUAAAAAUUAUGUUUGAUUCACGCGAGUGUAAUCGUAUUGUCAAUAAAGUUAUCUGAUGAUCAAAUAAUAGAUUUAUUCUGGCUUGUUCCGACGACGAGGAGGAAAAAUAAAUAGCACGUUUCUGUCAUGUUGUAUGAUUUCUUAUCUUUAAUCAAUACAAAAUUAUAUGAAAAUACAUCUGUUGAUAUUAUUAUAUUUAUUAUAUACUCUAUAUCUACAUAUAUGUAUGAUAAAAUGUAUUUCUAGAAGUUAAAGAACUGAACUGAAUUGAACAUUCAUCAAAAACUCACAUUGAAAACUUUGUAUAAGGAAGGUAAUCCAAUAUUUGUCAAAACCAGAUACAUAGUGUUUUAUAGGUGGAAUCAUCUCGCUAGAAAUACAUAAUAUCUU
Messenger RNA from Diprion similis, 1509 nucleotides. RefSeq names its product clathrin light chain (gene Clc). The record is from RefSeq and is a predicted model, not a curated record. Lineage: Eukaryota; Metazoa; Arthropoda; Insecta; Hymenoptera; Diprionidae. Gene Ontology annotation, biological process: clathrin-dependent endocytosis; clathrin coat assembly; intracellular protein transport. Gene Ontology annotation, cellular component: plasma membrane; postsynaptic endocytic zone cytoplasmic component; synaptic vesicle membrane. The transcript is spliced from 7 exons. The coding region runs from base 333 to 1001 and encodes 222 amino acids. Gene Ontology annotation, molecular function: structural molecule activity; clathrin heavy chain binding.